This is a messenger RNA of Manihot esculenta (cassava), 685 nucleotides long. RefSeq lists its product as uncharacterized. The record is from RefSeq and is a predicted model, not a curated record. Gene Ontology annotation, biological process: photosynthesis. The transcript has a single exon. Lineage: Eukaryota; Viridiplantae; Streptophyta; Magnoliopsida; Malpighiales; Euphorbiaceae. The coding region runs from base 131 to 505 and encodes 124 amino acids. Gene Ontology annotation, cellular component: photosystem II; membrane.
CAUUACAUUCCCUCCCUCUACUCUCAAAAACAGCCUUAAAGAGCACCAUCUCAAUUUGAACCCUAAAUUCAAAGACAGAAAGAAAGGUGGUGUUGUGAAGACACAGCAGAAUCAGAGAUCACAGAAAAAAAUGGCCUCAACUUCAGCUGUUUCUAUGGCCAUGCCAUUAACUUCUGCAAGCCCUAAGAGGGUUCUUCAAAGCUCAGAGGCCUUCUUUAAUCCACUGUCUGUGAGGACAUCUAAGGCUAUGGUGGCUUCAAAAUCAAAAUCCAGUGGGAGGUUUCAAGUCAAGGCUUCCUUGAAGGAAAAGGCAGUCACUGGGUUGACAGCAGCUGUACUCACUGCUUCCAUGGUGAUUCCAGAGGUUGCCGAAGCUGCUGAGUCUGGGGUUUCCCCAUCUCUCAAGAACUUCUUGCUCAGCAUUGUGGCUGGUGGGGUUGUGCUCGUUGCUAUUGUUGGUGCUGUCAUUGGAGUAUCCAAUUUCGACCCUGUCAAGCGAAGCUAAGCGAUGUAUAAAAAAAGAUUCUGAGAUUUCUGGGAAUUCAUUUUCCUUAUUAUUAUGUUAAUGUAUCUUUAUGACGUUUCCAGCGAUAAUCCGUCUUUUAAUUCUGUGUUUGUUUUGUCCGUCUCUCCUUAAGCUGUAAUUUCACCUGAAACCUGCAAAUUCUGAAAUUUCAAUUUCUAA